CCUUUCUCUGUCCACUCUUCUUUCUUUCUUUCCUUUUUUUCAUUCAUUCUUUCCUCCAAACGCGGCAUUCACCCACUUUCUACUCUCUCUCUCUCUCUCUCUCUCUCUCUCUACUUUCUUAGAUUGAUUCUUCACAUAUAACACUGUAAAGUAUAAACACUCAAAUUAUCCCUAAUUUCACUUCAUUAUUAUUUCACUGCAUACUCCGAUCAUGCUACGAUUAUGCUAUAGCCCUUUCGAUUGUUGCUUCCGGCGACGCGUCGGCGGCUCUGAUAGCCUUCUCUGGCACACUGACCUCAAGCCUCACUUCUCCGGUGACUUCUCCAUCGCCGUCGCUCAGGCCAAUAACAGCCUCGAAGAUCAGAGCCAAGUCUUUACCUCCCCCUCCGCCACCUACAUAGGCGUCUACGACGGCCACGGCGGCCCCGAGGCUUCCAGAUUCGUCAACAAGCGUCUCUUACCCUAUUUGCACAAAUUCGUCUCUGAACAAGGGGGAUUGUCAGUGGAUGUCAUAAAGAAGGCGUUCAGUGCGACGGAGGAGGAGUUCUUGCAUUUGGUGAAGCUGUCUUUACCAGUUAGUCCCCAGAUUGCUUCAGUGGGAUCAUGCUGCCUUCUUGGCGCAAUUUCUAAUAAUGUGUUGUAUGUCGCUAACCUUGGAGACUCGAGAGCUGUUCUUGGCCGGAGGGACACAGAGAGCAAGAAUUCUCCUGUGGUGGCACUGCGGUUGUCCACGGAUCAUAAUGUAGCUGAUGAAGAGGUGAGGCGAGAAGUUGAAGCCCUCCACCCUGAUGAUUCGCAUAUUGUGGUCUAUACUCGUGGAGUUUGGAGGAUUAAGGGCAUUAUACAGGUGUCAAGAUCAAUUGGUGAUGUCUAUUUAAAGAGACCUGAUUUCUUCAGAGACCCAGUUUUUCAGCAAUUUGCAACUCCUAUUCCCUUGAAGCGUCCUGUAAUGACGGCUGAACCAUCGGUCAUAAUUAGGGAGCUUGAAACAGAAGAUCUAUUUUUGAUAUUUGCAUCAGACGGCCUAUGGGAACAAUUAAGUGAUGAAACAGCAGUUGAGAUUGUUUUCAAAUAUCCAAGAGCUGGAAUUGCCAAGAGACUAGUGAGAGCUGCACUUCAGGAAGCCGCAAAGAAGAGAGAGAUGAGAUAUGAUGACAUAAAGAAAAUUGACAAAGGAAUCAGACGACACUUCCAUGAUGAUAUAACUGUCAUUGUAAUCUAUCUUGAUCACCAUGACAGCUCCUCCUCUAAUGGAAGGUUUAAGCAAAGUGCUGUUGGCUGCACAACUGCCCCUAUUGAUAUUUUUUCCCUAAAUGCGGAUGAAGCAGAGAAGAGUAUGCUUGGUGCGAUGGCCUAAGAUGUGCAAUUCCUUCAAAGAAUCAUACACUGACAUCAUUUGGGAUAAAAGUUAUUAAUUGGCGAAGAUUGGUAAAUGAAAUGAAUUCUUACCUAAGAUGCAUAGUAUUAUCAGAUAUAGUAGUAACUGGAACUGCUGACAGAUUCGUGCAGAUGCGGAUAAGCAUAUGUAUAGUUUAAGUCUUUUUCCUUUCUUUUCUUUUCUUUUCUUUUUUUUUUU
This is a messenger RNA of Arachis ipaensis, 1576 nucleotides long. RefSeq names its product putative protein phosphatase 2C 63. NCBI's taxonomy places the organism in Eukaryota, Viridiplantae, Streptophyta, Magnoliopsida, Fabales, Fabaceae. Gene Ontology annotation, molecular function: cation binding; protein serine/threonine phosphatase activity. Gene Ontology annotation, biological process: protein dephosphorylation. The record is from RefSeq and is a predicted model, not a curated record.